Molecule: messenger RNA, 4690 nt
Organism: Hippocampus zosterae (dwarf seahorse)
Lineage: Eukaryota; Metazoa; Chordata; Actinopteri; Syngnathiformes; Syngnathidae
Gene: zdhhc9
Product: zinc finger DHHC-type palmitoyltransferase 9
Exons: 9
Coding region: 551-1729 (392 amino acids)
Biological process (GO): peptidyl-L-cysteine S-palmitoylation; protein targeting to membrane
Cellular component (GO): Golgi apparatus; endoplasmic reticulum
Molecular function (GO): protein-cysteine S-palmitoyltransferase activity
Source: RefSeq, a predicted model, not a curated record
CGUGUUUCCUGCUGCCAUUGACUCAAACAGGGAAUCUGGCAUCCUGCGGGUGGAGAAGCGCACACUAAAGCAGCUAUUUUCGAUUUCCUUAUGGGUAUAUUUGAGGUGUUUCAUCUCAUAUGUUUUAUGAGAAGAUAGUGAUUGUUUAUUGGCGAUUAAGGCUCUUUUUUCAUAUUAUUUGAUCGAUGUGAAGUCGCUUGCCUGGUCAAGCGUUGACAACUGAGCUGGGUCAAGGUUCAAUCCUCCACGAGUGGAUUUAUUAUUUGUGGAGAGGCGGGGGAAACAUCUGCAGCGAGCGCCCGUGGAUGAAUGUGUAAUUUCUUCCAGCAAGGGCGUGAAGGAGCCGAGGUUGUUCUUCGCGUCGUCGUGGGAAUGAGUUGCCGCAGAAGAGGAGCGCAAAGAGAAAAUCAAGACUGCUGAUGACAAUGUGACUGCAACGCUUCUCUCUCGCUCUCUCGUUUUUUUAAAAAUCGAGAACAUGCAGAGAUGUGUCACGUUGCUCAGUGAAUAACAUCUGCAUUUAAAAAAAUAUAGCUGAAGUGUGGUCGUCAUGUCGGCGGUGAUGAUAAGCAGGAAGGUGCGGAAAUGGGAGAAGCUGCCGGGCAAGAACACUUUCUGCUGCGAUGGACGAGUGAUGAUGGCCCGGCAGAAGGGAGUCUUUUACCUGACCCUAUUCCUCAUCAUUGGGACAUGCGCCCUCUUCUUCGGCUUCGAGUGUCCGUAUCUGGCUGUCCACCUGUCCGCUGCCAUCCCAGUCUUCGCCGCUGUGCUUUUCCUCUUUGUCAUGGCCAUGCUACUGAGGACCAGCUUCAGUGACCCCGGUGUCCUUCCUCGCGCUCUUCCAGAGGAGGCCACAUUUAUCGAGAUGGAGAUCGAGGCCGCCAACGGCAAUGUCCCCAGCGGCCAGCGACCGCCUCCUCGAAUCCGCAACAUUGAGAUCAACAAUCAGAUCGUCAAGCUCAAGUACUGCUACACAUGCAAGAUCUUCCGGCCGCCGCGAGCGUCUCACUGCAGCAUCUGCGACAACUGCGUUGACCGUUUUGAUCACCACUGUCCGUGGGUGGGCAACUGCGUGGGCAAGAGGAACUACCGCUACUUCUACUUGUUCACACUCUCGCUCUCGCUCCUCACCAUUUACAUCUUCACAUUUGACAUCGUCCACGUGGUCAUGCGUUCAGUGGAGGAUGGCUUUUUGAGUGCUUUGAAGGAAACACCGGGAACUGUGCUGGAGUUGCUGGUGUGUUUCUUCACGCUAUGGUCAGUGGUCGGCCUGACUGGCUUCCACACCUACCUGAUCUCGCUCAACCAGACCACCAAUGAGGAUAUUAAAGGAUCAUGGUCGGGGAAGAACCGAGUGCAGAACCCCUACAGUCAUAAGAACAUCUUUAAAAACUGCUGUGAGGUGCUGUGUGGGCCAGCGUACCCGAGUGUCUUGGACAGGAGGGGCCUGAUGCACGAAGAUUCGCCUGUUUCUGCAUCGUCUGCUGCACCCUCCUCUUCCUCCUCCUCUUUAUCCUUUUCCAACAACAGCAAGCCAGCGCCACCAACCACUAAAACCACGGCGCCACUCAUCCCAAAUGAGCACACACCCGAUGAUGCCAAGGCGAGCAUCGGCGUCUCGGCAGAGCAGAGCUGCUCCUCUGAAGAUCUCCCUCCUUCCUUCAUUCCGCCUUUGGCUUCCCCCGAGACAGACGCUGAGGCCUCCGUCACCAAGGACAAUAGCCACUAACUGCGUUCCUCUGAGUCCUGUACGGUCAGGAACUCUCAUCGCACUGCGCUGGUGACUCAUCUUCUCUCCUUCCCCCGUGUGAGUGACGUAUCCUCCUUUCGGGAGAGGAGUGAUUUAAUGGAACGUCAGUAUCUUCCCAUCUGCUGAACACUUGGCUUGGCAAGUGUCUCUGAGGGAGCAAAGAAAAUGUGUGCAUGACAAACCGAAGAAAGGAGCUCCGAUCGGAUGAUUCUUCUUCCAAACCUUGUAUUAAUUUUAAAUCUGAGCAGCCAAUAUACACCAACCAAGCGGCCGGCAAAGACAUUCUCGCUCCUCUUCACUUGUAAAUUAUCAUUCAGUAAAGUCCCCUUUUUCCGUUGUGCACACAUUACUUGCUCUAUGCAAAUCGACAAGGCUGGACGAGUGGUGUUUGUGUGUAGCUGACAUACUUUAUUGGCUCCGUACAGGCAAGUUAAACAUCUACCUUGUGUUCUGUGAACUGCUGCAUUCAGUACUGUUACUAUAGCAAUGGAAACACCUGACCGUCCUUCCUUCCUUCUUUCCCUUUUUAUAUACAUAAUUGUUCAAGUCGUGUAUAAUAUUCUAUGACACUUGCUUCACUCACACAAAAUAUGUUCACCUGGAGACAUCCCACCAUUUCUGUGUGUGCGCAUACAUGCGUGUGUGUCUCCGCGCGUGUGCGUGCGUGUCUGCAUGUGUAUGUAGGCGUGUGUGGCUUUUGAUGCUCUUAGACCCUGGUAGCAAUUGUGCCUUAUCAUGAACGCAACAGACGUCUGACAACAAAGACACCCCUGAGUUAAAUCCGAAAUGCCAACAUUAAAACUUUAGAAGGCAUACAUGCAUACUCGCAAAAAGUUAGUGAUACACUGGGACUUUGAGAUACGAGUGACCUGACGAAAGAGUUUUUUGAGUUACAAACCGUCAUUCAGCUGAUUUGCUGUACUGCCUGCUGGUGGCUAAGGCAAGUACAUCCGAUAUGGUGGCACAGUGAAGUUAAUUGCAACAUUCUCUUGAAUUGGGUUUUUAACUUGUUUUUUUUUUGUUUUUCCAAAAGUGCAAUUUUAUAGACAUCUAUUUUCCCGUAUUAAGACCCACAAAUAAAAUGUGUCUGUUUUUGAGGGGUCUGUAAUAACGGAUUAACAGUAUUUCCAUUGAUCUCAUCAGCGAAAGAUGGUUUGAGAGAUGAAUGUUUUGAAUUAUGAGCAUAGUUAUGGAAAGAAUUAGACUUGUAUCUCAAAGCACCGCUGUAUUCAGCUUUUGGGUUGAAUUUCAGAAGUAAACAAGAAAUGCAAAAUUCACUAGGAAGUACACUUCUCUGUCUUUCUGCGAGUCUUGUAGUCGCGCUCCCUCUUUGUUGCAACUUGCUGAUUAUACUCUGACUGUCUUUAGAUCAGAGGCCGCUUGUCUCAAGGUGUCAAAAUGUGAAUGGUAUGAUGAAGAGGAGUUAGUACCAAUUGAAAACAAGAAGUUUCUUGGUCCAGCACGAAUAACAAAUUGUGCAAAAAAUUACUGAAACAAUGAACAGCUUUAUAUGUACAUCCACCAGUUUCCAAAGGUCGAAUUAAGUUCACCUGGAAAGGUUUUGUUGCAUUUUUCAUUGACCCUGAAAUUUCCUCCAAAGCAGAAUAUCCAUAACUUUUUGUGUACAUUAGGUUGAAUAUUUAUUUACUUUCGUGCUGAGAGGCACAUGAAGAUUAAGACUUGCGUCCUCCAAGUGACAACCACUGUUAGCUUAGCAUACAUUUCGGCUAAAGAACACGCUUAAAUCUGCCAAAGACUUUAAAUGAUUUGCUCUAAGUCAACUGCAACCUUGAUAUGCUGUAAAAUUGACACGUCGACUCAUCGGUUCUUCUUUCUUUGCUCCUCACACAUUCUAUAGUGUGAGGAGCAAAGAAAGAAGAAAGAAAACCAAAUGACAUUAGGUAUUAUCGUGCGCUAGUCUUGCUUGUCCUUGAAGGUUUCGGGGGAAAGAGUUCAAUUUUGCGACUUGUAAUGAGGAGUGCUAACUGUUAAUUUGGAUCAUAAUAAAAAGCAAAAAAUAAAAAUACAGCGACAAGCAAAGCCAUUGUUGAAUUGUACAUAUGUGGAUGUAGUGAAAAAGGCAAAAGCGUUUGACUUUUUUUCAAGUGUUCCCGAGUCCUGCCGUAAACCUAUAAAUCACACUCGAAACCAAUCAUCUCCCAGAAAAAAAGGCAGCUCAGUUUAACGCCUUUUCAUUUGCAUCAUUCUAGUGGAGGUUAGCCUCGUGGCUGCUUUAAAUGCAGGAAAUAAAAAAACGAAAGUAGGCGAGGGAGGGUAUGUGAGAGAUGAGACUCGAGUCACAGGAGGGAAAAAAAAGUCGAGCUGAUUUUUGGUGUUGAAAAUGUUAGCAAGUUUGUGAUUGUGUACUCUUGUGUCAUAUGCGUGAGAGAGUGUUAGUCUACUAUACGUGUGUAAAAGUGCUAAUUAUUGGACGCUGCCAACAGAUGGGGUCAAAAGUGACCAUUUCUCGUGUAGUAGUCAUGUCAGUUGAUUUUUAUUAGAGCCAAAAAGGAGAAUGAAUUGCAAAUUUGAGACGUUUUGUCAUUUCUGGCAGCUGUUUUUCUUUGUGAUGUGGAAACUUUAAGAAUGGAUGAUGGAUGUUGGAACCUUUUCAUGAACCCGAAAUGUUUUUUUUUCUCUUGGGUGACAAAAAAAGUAAUUUGGAAAUGGGUGAAUGUAUGCACCUUAUAUUUAUCACAAUAUCUAAGCUGAUGAUUUCUUUUCAGUUGUAUGAUUUUUGUUUGGUUUUGUUUUGUUGAUAUAUUUGCCAUGAUCAGACCAGAAUGCUCGGAUAUACAAUAUAUUGAUGACAUCAGUACUCGUUAUUUAUGCCCACUUUGUUUGGUCUUAACACUGUGAUUCUCUGUAUUUUAUUCCAGUUACUCCACUUCUUUUUACAUCAUCAAUAUGUCGGUUAAAUAAACCAUAUUGUAUUAAUAA